AAUUGCUUUUCACCUGUCAGUUUUAUUGAUAUAAAUGAAAAUAAACAAAUAAUAUUCAAAAAAUAUGUGAAUUUUAUGUAAAUUAUUUAAAAAUCAUUAAAUUUAACUUUAAGUGAAAUAUCGUGUAACAAUGAAUUUAAAUGCAUGUGAAGGCUGUUUGAGUAUAAAUCGUAGCUUGAAAACUGUGGAUGAAAAUGAAAGAAAAUUAUUCUACAGUUUUAUUAAUAUUAACUACUGUAAAACUCGUUUAGAAUUAUGCUGGGAGUGUCGCGCUUUGUUGAAGAAAUUUUUAAGGUUCAAGGAUCAAGUCCGACAAGCUCACGACGUCCUAGUCAGUUAUAUGCUACAUCAUACGACAUUAACGUCUUUAUCAAGUCUUCAGACAUCUGAGUGCAAGAAAGAAAUAAUACACAGUCCAGAUUGUGGACAAGAGACUCCAUUGUUAACGUUUAUCAAGGUUGAAGAUAAGGACGGUCACGACUUGAGUGAUGUUGGGAACUCGUUUGAUGAUGACGAUGAUGAUAAGGAGGGGGCUUUGAUGAUAGAUCUGAAAACAGAUCCAAUUAAAAAUGAUACCAUUGAAAAUGAAAAUAAGACUGAUGAGAAAUUCGCCGAUUCCGACGAUGAACCCCUGAACAUCAUCAAAGAAGAAAAGAGAAAGUCCAAGGUCAAGAGGAGAGUUGGUGGAAAUGAUAAGGUGACCAGUUCCGGUAAGCGAGAGAAGUCCCCGGGAGUGGUUAGAAAUGCCAGGGUGAUCAAGAAGCUGCAGCAGCUGAACGUCAGCAGUGACCUCCUCCACAUGGUGGUACUCAGCUGGGACGAGGUGGAGGCGGAGCGCCAGCAGGCACUCCAGAGCGAGUCGUUCACGCGGCACCAGUACCGCUGUUACGACUGCGCGGUCGGCUUCAACCACCGCUGCAAGCUGCUGGACCACAUGCGCAAGCACGACCCGUCUGCUGGCAGUGCGGAGUGUAGCGUGUGUCGUAUCCGUUGCAGAGACAACCACGCGCUCGCCGCGCACCGGAGGAGACAUCGAGUGCGGUGGCGCUGCUCGCGGUGCGGGCUGGGCUGGUCGCGCGCGGCCGUGUGCGCCGACCACGUGGCGCGCGCGCACGGCGCCGCCGCGCCCACGCACACGUGCUCCGUGUGCGGCCGCGUGGAGGCGUCUUUAGGUAAACUGCGGAACCACAUCAAGAAUCACUCGGAGCGUCAGAAAUGUGAACUUUGCGGGAAGACCUUCAGAGACAGGACCUCAUUGAGGACCCAUCUAUUUAUACACAAGGGCGAGAAGGAGUACGAAUGUCCGCGCUGCGGUAAGAAGUUCCUCUUCAAGAAGGCGAUGGAAAUUCAUCUCGUGACCCAUGAUGAGUCCGCGCAUCUUUACUGCCAUCAGUGCGACAUGAACUUCAAGAACCGCAUGUCGUACAACCAGCACAUCAAGUACAACCUCAAACACAUCGACCCCGCCAAGCUCAAAUACGCGUGCCAGCUGUGCGAUAAGAAGUUCGCGAAGGCGAACCGUCUCGACGAGCACAAUUUGGCGGUUCAUCUGAAGGUCACCCCCAUCACGUGCCCUGUUCCGGGGUGUAACUUUGCGUGCUCGUCCCGGCCCGUGCUGCGCACGCACACGCGCACGCUGCACCGCGGGGCGCGCCGCCGCGACCACGUGUGCGACGUGUGCGGGAAGACGUACACCACUAAGAAAAGUCUCGAAGGUCACCUAAGAACACACACAGGGGAGAGGCCUUUCCGUUGUGACAAGUGCCCUUCGACCUUUGGAUACGAAGCGGCGCUCUACAACCACAACAAGCUAGUGCAUUUGAAGCCUAAGUGUGGACGAAACCGAGCGCCGGUGCCGACGCAGACCUCGACGGAUCUCACUUGACAUUAAUUAUAUUAUAAUAAAAAUAUAACUCAAA
Molecule: messenger RNA, 1919 nt
Organism: Melitaea cinxia (Glanville fritillary)
Lineage: Eukaryota; Metazoa; Arthropoda; Insecta; Lepidoptera; Nymphalidae
Product: gastrula zinc finger protein XlCGF26.1-like
Exons: 15
Coding region: 131-1885 (584 amino acids)
Biological process (GO): regulation of transcription by RNA polymerase II
Cellular component (GO): nucleus
Molecular function (GO): RNA polymerase II transcription regulatory region sequence-specific DNA binding; DNA-binding transcription factor activity, RNA polymerase II-specific
Source: RefSeq, a predicted model, not a curated record